This is a messenger RNA of Lachancea sp. 'fantastica', 1500 nucleotides long. The record is from the annotation of a GenBank genome assembly. NCBI's taxonomy places the organism in Eukaryota, Fungi, Ascomycota, Saccharomycetes, Saccharomycetales, Saccharomycetaceae.
AUGAGUGCUGAAAUCGCCGUUCCAAAACUAAAAGAUUACGGUCUUUCCGGUACGACGGGUUUUCUUCCUGCUGAAUUCCCCGUCACUCAACUCUCCGAUCCAUAUUAUGCUUGUUGGGAAAAAGUGGUGGCCAAUUUGCCGUCAUUGCUACUUUCCAAACGUAUCCGUGAAGUUGUCGAUCGUUUGCCGGUUUUGGAAGUGAAAAACUCGCUUUUAGAAAAUACCCAGGAAUUGAGAAGAGCAUAUUCUGUGCUCUGCUUCAUUGCCAAUGCGUAUGUUUGGGGUUACGACGAGCCGUCAGAGAUUCUGCCGGAUUGUGUGGCUAGUCCACUGCUGAUUAUAAGUGAGAAGCUGGGACUUCCUCCGCUGGCCACAUAUGCUUCGCUGAUUCUUUGGAACUAUAAACCGAUCAUCGACGACGUAGACCUCGUGGGCGACAUAAUGGAGCUGCCAAAUCUCACCACAAUUAACACAUUCACGGGUGGAAUAGACGAAAGCUGGUUUUAUUUGGUGAGCGUUUUCUUCGAAAAAACCGGAGGCCAAUGUUUGGAAUCCGGACUGCAAGCCAUUCAAGCCGCAAGAAACAACAACUCCACCGGGCUGCGCACUCUCUUGGAGAAAUUGGCCCAAGGAAUCGAUGAGUUGGGUACACUACUAAUGCGCAUGGAAGAAAUGUGCGAUCCGCAUAUUUUCUAUUACCGCAUCCGACCAUACCUGGCAGGCUGGAAAAAUAUGGCCGAUGUGGGCUUACCCAAUGGCAUCCGGUACGGGCCUUCCGGCCAGUACCAACAAUAUGCAGGUGGGUCCAAUGCCCAAAGCUCGUUGAUUCAAGCUCUAGACAUUUUGUUGGGAGUUGAACAUUUUGCUGCGGGGCACAAAAAGUCCCAGCAGGACGCCAUAUCUGCCAAGUCUUCAAGCAAUUCUUUUAUCAACGGGAUGAGAAUGUACAUGCCUCAAGAGCAUAGAAAUUUUUUGGUGCAUCUUCAACAGGUCAGCAAUUUACGAGACUAUGUUUUAUCGCAUAAGUCUGAUCAAAAACUAGUUCUAGCAUAUGACGCUUGCUUGGCCAUGCUAAAAUCUUUCCGCGAUAAGCACAUUCAGAUUGUCUCUAGGUAUGUGGUUUUGCAAGCCAACAAAAAGCCUCUUCCUGGUAAGAGCAAAACUCUACGGAGUGGUCUUUCGAAAGGUCAAGGCAAAAAAGUGCAGAAGGGUACCGGUGGUACUUCCUUGAUUCCCUUUUUGAAACAAUGCAGAGAUGAGACAGGAAGUGUCGCAGCAAGUGAAUGGGGCAAAAAAAUGCUGAGUACAGGAGUCUUACAAGUCCAGAGUAACAGUAGCAUUGUUGGAAUUCGCAAGCAGAAGCGUACCGAGGAGGAACCCGCAGAUGAGUCUAACAAGAGAACUAAAUUGGGCCUUGCUGGAGACUGGACCACUGCGGACGACAACGACGAUGAAGAUGACCAGGCCGAGAUUGUCAGUCGCUCUGGAGGACACUGGUAG